UACUUGAAGUAUAAAAAAAUGCAUCCGUCUUGUGAGAGUGGAAUCUGCACUGACCCUAAGUGUUGUUCUGGAGGGUAUAAAUUCAUGUGGCCUAACACACUUGGUAUGUAUGGAGAACAAGCCAAGAGAAUCAUUGAGAAAGACAAUCCAUUCGUAACUGCUGUGAUUGUUCAUAGAGGCGAGGGUGUAACUGAUGAUUUCUGUUGUAAUCGUGUCUGGGUUUAUGUAGAUGAGCAUGGAAAAGUUGCAUAUCGUGUGCCAAUUGUUGGCUAAAAGAUAUAAAAAAUUGAAAGUAUUUCUCAAUAAAAACUGAGAUCAGUCAAUAAGAUU
This is a messenger RNA of Olea europaea var. sylvestris, 330 nucleotides long. RefSeq names its product glu S.griseus protease inhibitor-like. The coding region runs from base 19 to 273 and encodes 84 amino acids. The transcript has 2 exons. Gene Ontology annotation, molecular function: serine-type endopeptidase inhibitor activity. Lineage: Eukaryota; Viridiplantae; Streptophyta; Magnoliopsida; Lamiales; Oleaceae. The record is from RefSeq and is a predicted model, not a curated record. Gene Ontology annotation, biological process: response to wounding.